This is a messenger RNA of Monopterus albus (swamp eel), 2793 nucleotides long. It is a transcript of the gene pbx4, whose product is annotated as pre-B-cell leukemia transcription factor 4. Gene Ontology annotation, biological process: regulation of DNA-templated transcription. The record is from RefSeq and is a predicted model, not a curated record. Lineage: Eukaryota; Metazoa; Chordata; Actinopteri; Synbranchiformes; Synbranchidae. Gene Ontology annotation, cellular component: nucleus. Gene Ontology annotation, molecular function: DNA binding; DNA-binding transcription factor activity, RNA polymerase II-specific.
GAAGAGUCAUCCAGAGGAAAAAUUCUGUCACAGGGUCUGGACCUCAGUGUUGUAAAAUUACCAUUUCAUGCACUGUUGCCACCAUUACAUCAACUAUUAUAGUAAUAAAAUACUUCGCUGGCUAGCUAACAGGCUAGCUGUUUGUGUGUAUUCUUCGACUGAGGAAAACGGCGAGUUUUCUUUGAAAGUAUGGAUGACCAGACCAGGAUGAUGACGGGUCUCACCGGACUCGGUGGAAUACCACAACCCGAUGUCGGUGACCCAGAUUCGGUCAGGAAACAGCAGUCCCUCGGUCAGCCUCAACAAGAUAUAGGGGAUAUCCUACAGCAAAUAAUGGCCAUCACCGACGAAAGCCUGGACGAAGCACAGGCCAGGAAGCACGCCCUGAACUGUCACAGAAUGAAGCCAGCCCUCUUCAGUGUUCUCUGUGAGAUCAAAGAGAAGACGGUGCUGAGUAUACGUGGUGUGCAGGAGGAGGACCCCCCUGAUCCCCAGAUCAUGCGGUUGGACAACAUGCUGCUGGCAGAAGGUGUGUCUGGACCAGAGAAGGGCGGAGGUUCGGCUGCAGCAGCAGCAGGGGGCUCACCCACUGACAGCAGCAUCGAACACUCUGACUACAGAGCCAAGCUCGCCCAGAUCCGCCAGAUAUAUCAUUCUGAGCUGGAGAAGUAUGAGCAGGCCUGCAGUGAGUUCACCAACCAUGUAAUGAAUCUGCUGAGAGAGCAGUCCCGCACACGGCCCAUAUCUCCCAAGGAGAUUGAGCGUAUGGUGGCCAUCAUCCAUCGCAAGUUCAGCUCCAUUCAGAUGCAGCUCAAACAGAGUACCUGCGAGGCCGUCAUGAUUCUGCGUUCGCGCUUCUUGGACGCCAGACGGAAGAGGCGUAACUUCAACAAGCAAGCCACAGAGGUGCUGAAUGAGUAUUUCUACUCCCACCUGUCUAACCCUUACCCUAGUGAGGAAGCCAAGGAGGAACUGGCCAAGAAGUGUGGGAUCACUGUAUCUCAGGUUUCUAAUUGGUUUGGCAACAAGAGAAUACGCUACAAGAAGAACAUUGGUAAGUUUCAGGAGGAAGCGAACCUCUACGCAGUUAAAACAGCGGUGGAUGCUGCCAAUGUGUCAGCGCAGGCUAGCCAGGCAAACUCUCCGGCAACACCCAACUCAGGUGGAUACCCUGCACCGUGCUACACACCUGACGGGCGGCUAUGAGGAGCUGUCAGGUAGUGGCCUCUACGCCCCUCAUCGCCUGGAUGCUAACAGCUGGCAGCACACCACCAACCCCCCCUCGGUCACCUCCCCUCCUGGUCCUCCUGGCCCUCCUGGCAGCAUUCACUCCGACACUUCCAACUGAUCCGGUGGCUGUCCACGCCCUCACUUCACUCCCGUCACGGUCUGCUCAGAUUAUCAUCCUCUUUCUCUAUUUUUCAGUCGCCCCUUUCUCUCUAGAUAGCCAUGCAAGGCUGCAUUUUCAUUUCAUAAACACACUGUGCUGGAACACAGGGCAGUUGAACAGUAGUUGGGGGGAAUCUCCCACCACUCCACAGCUCCAUGUCAGUGCUUGAAGCUCUGUUAACACCGAAUGAAAGAGGGAUGGAGCUUACUGAUGCUGAGACAGACAGAAAACAUCUUUACUGUCGAGGAUGUUUUGAAAACCACUGACCCAGCUGUGUAGAUGAUCAUGAUGUCUGUACAUUAUGUGUAUAUGCACGUUAACUUCACACAGUACUCUCGCAGCUUGUCCAUGUGCUGUUGACCUCCGCGCCCGACCCUUUGCUUUGGAAAACUGUGUGUGAUUGCCUGUAUCUCUUUAAGCCUUGGCACCGGACAGCCAGACUGUUGAUACGGAUCACCAGGGAGCUCUGCUCACCGUGCUCAUACCAAAGUGCUGCCCCAGUAGUUGUCAACACAGCUGUUCCUCCGAUAUCAUCCUCCGCCAACUCAACACAAGACGUUCUUGUAUCUUCCGGUCUUUACAGCUUGAUGUUUCAUUUUGCUGGAGAUUUCAAAGUGAAUAGUUGAGAUAUGCACAAAGGUGCAAGCCCUUUUUGCAACACACUCCUCAGCUUCUUAGUGGCUUUCACAGUAAGCUGACCUAAAAGAUGUGUCAAGCACAAAAGUUAGCAUCCUUGUUAUGGGUGUCUCUACCUGUAAAAGGGUCGUUACGGGGAUCGCUGUUCUAAACCAGGCAGGACAGGUGACAACAGGGCGGGUGAGAAGAUGAAAAGGGCAGAGAGAGAGGAGAUCUUUGGCUGAGUGGAUGUAACUAAUAGCCCUUUUUGUUGCUAACCAUUAGAGGGUGUUGGUAGACGGCUUGUAGAUUUUGCUUCUUGCUUUCUGUCCACUAGUUUAUUUGAUUAUAGGCUAUUUUCUAAUGCUGUUUCACCAAGAAUGCACCAGCCACCACCAAAAAUGAGCUCAAUAAAAGCAUCUAAAUGACAUUAGGAGAAGGAUGGAAAGACAGUGGGGCACUGAUGUGUUAUUGUGACAAACUGACAUGGAUUUAGAAAUGUCUGUCUUCCAUGCAUGUGGGACUUGUAGGCGUGAUAUUGUUUUCAUUUGACCUUCCACAUUUUUAGCUUCAUUUUUAUUAACAAAAUAAAUAAAGGGUAUAAUUAUUACAGUCAGACCAAAAAGGAGAAAGUGCAUCAUGUAUUGCUACGAUGUGUGUGUGUCUCUGUGUGGGCGUGUGUACAGUGUUCCUGGGGUGUCUCAGUUGAAAUGGCUGGUGCCCAUUAUAUAGACUGGGUGCUUCCAACAGCCAGUGACGCACCAGGUGAGACUCUGCUGAGAUCUCCU